Molecule: messenger RNA, 5652 nt
Organism: Microdochium trichocladiopsis
Lineage: Eukaryota; Fungi; Ascomycota; Sordariomycetes; Xylariales; Microdochiaceae
Exons: 2
Coding region: 1-5652 (1883 amino acids)
Biological process (GO): peptidyl-serine phosphorylation; phosphorelay signal transduction system
Cellular component (GO): nucleus; cytoplasm
Molecular function (GO): protein serine/threonine kinase activity; ATP binding
Source: RefSeq, a predicted model, not a curated record
AUGGAUCGUGACCUUUCCAGGCUGGCGCCACCAGCUGUCAGCUCUCUCCGAGCCGAAGCAAUCGGCCGUUCUAUGGAACGCUCUCUGAGUGAGGAUAUCCGCGAGGAACGGGAGGAGUUGAGGGAAGCCGCCGAGCAGACACUGAAUGUCAUUGUUGACCUGAGUCUGGACGGUUCAGUUCGAUGGGUCAGUCCAUCGUGGGUCGAUGUCAUUGGGACACAACCCGGUGCAGUGGAGGGCACACCGAUCGCUGAUCUCAUCAUCAGCGAGGACAAGGCUGCCUUUGCCGACGCAAUCGAAUCGAUGAAGAAGGACGACUCUCACAGUCAGUACAUUCGCUUCACAGUCUAUCUGGGACUUCUAUCAAGGUUACUGCCCGUCAAUGAGAUACCGGAGAACGAUGCCGCUGGAGCAGAGCGGCCCACGGUAGAACUAGAGGCCCAGGGGAUCAUGGUUUAUGAUCGCACAACUGGAGGCGAAAGCCAUACGAUGUGGAUGAUUCGACCAUGGAUACCGCCCAGAGAGAUCAAGAUUGAUCUGCCCCCUCUAAUUGUUGAGGCGCUGGGAUCUGGCGCUGAAGUCCUCGCGAGCUAUCUUACCCAGCUUGCUGAUGCUGGACAGGACGAACCCGGUAGUCAGGUGCCGCCGCAACCAGUCCUGUGCCGCAUCUGCGAGAGACAGAUUCCACCCUGGUGGUUUGAGAAACACUCUGAGUUAUGCCUUCAGGAACAUCAAGCAGAAAUGGACGUCCAAAUGGCGCAAGAGAGCCUGACGGAGCAUCGGCACGCAAUCGUCAAAGUCCUUGAUGCGCUUGAAGCACGAAAGAGCAGGCCAGCCUCUGGCGACACUGUCACACUGCCGACCGCAGAGUACAAGGGGUUGGCUAUCGGACCAACAUCGAGUAGUUCUUCACCUGGUGCGGCUUCCCCGUCUUCCUCAUCUCGGGACCGCUCGGGGGGGUUUGGCCACAGUCGAUCACGGUCUUUCGCGGUCCGGCGGCCUCAAGCACGCAUCGUCGAGCUUCUCCUCGAUCUGUGUGACACGUCUAUCGAGAUCAACCCUCCUGCGCUCAAAGAGUCGUCCCAGAAUACGGCCGAAUUCCGAACACAGUCUCCAGGGUCAGAGUCUCGAACCUCACAGGUCCUGCAAUGGCAGUCGCCAAGCACCAACACUCUUGAUCAAGAACAAGGCCUAGCAGUGCUCUGUGCAGAUACAGAACGGGUGGCAAAGGAAAAGGUCGAAGCUGUCUUUCGCCACCGGAGGAUCAUCGAGUAUGCCGAACGCAUUCGGGUGGAGUUUGCAGUUCUAGUACAAGAGUGUAUCGACGAAGCCAUGCGGGAAGCCGCACGCAUCGCCUCGGGUCGCCUCAGUGACUCCACUGAGGAAGAAGAAGAGCAGACUCCGGUUGAUGAAGAAGUUAUCGGGCAGCCCUUUGACCCGGACCGCGUGCUUUCCCCAACGCCCAUAGAUGCACCGUCAUCUUUGGCCCUUGCCCUCAAGAAUGCCUCGCUUGGUGAGCCCAGGGCUCUGCGGUCCGAGAUGAGUGCAAUUGAGUCGACACGCUCAAGCAGUCCGAGAGAAUGCCCGACGCCGAAGUCGCUUGCACCUGGCGCCCGGGAUGGUCGGCGCGAGUCCCUGUUGCUAGAGAGCGACGCCGCCGAAAGCGAUGGCAGCACUCGCUCCUCAUCAGCGGCGCGGCAAGUACCAAGAACGGAUUCGCCAGUCUCUGAACUCGGCCAAAUAAGGCGUGCUACAAACUCUCGGCAACACCACAGGCGCAGCCUUGUUCUACCGGGGACAUCAUCACCACAUCGCCAGGAGUCACCAAACAGAAACACGCAGCCUUCAUCACCAUUACGAAUUAUCAAACCGAGGAACUUGCAGUUUUCACAUGAAGGGGUUGCCUCUCCGGAAGCCUCACCAAUGCUCUCGCAAAGUGAUUUCGGAUCUCCUGCCGCGGUCCACCAUCACCAUCGGCGCCAGUCAUCUACCAUCUUUCCAGACUUCUCGAAUCGACCUCCGCCGUCCCCACGGUUGAAUGCGGCAAAUCCGCCCCCCAUGGCAAGAGCCGUGCCACCAUCAAUCAAGGACUUCGAAAUCAUCAAGCCCAUUAGCAAGGGCGCCUUUGGCAGCGUCUACUUGUCCAAGAAGAAGUCGACUGGUGAAUAUUUCGCCAUCAAAGUCUUGAAAAAAGCAGACAUGGUUGCCAAGAAUCAAGUGACCAACGUCAAAGCGGAACGGGCAAUUAUGAUGUGGCAGGGCGAAAGUGAUUUCGUCGCGAAGCUAUACUGGACCUUUUCGAGCAAAGACUACCUGUAUCUUGUGAUGGAGUAUCUCAAUGGCGGCGACUGCGCUUCGCUAAUCAAAGUUCUGGGUGGACUACCAGAGGACUGGGCCAAGAAAUACCUCGGCGAGGUCAUUCUUGGUGUCGAACAUCUUCACGACCGCGGCAUCAUUCAUCGGGACCUCAAGCCUGACAACUUGCUAAUCGACCAGAAAGGCCACCUGAAAUUGACGGAUUUCGGUCUGUCGCGCAUGGGUCUCAUCGGCCGUCAGAAGAGGGCUCUGAAUAGUGGCGCCUCAGAUACGCCCGACCUUUUAAAGACAGGGCCUUUUGCUCGUGCUGCAUCUGUAGCAUCGUCCCGGUCGACAUCCUUGGAUCUCCACGGCACCCACACUUCUCCGGGGGCGACUCCGUACAUCAGUCCGGAGCACAGCGCCACCCAGCCCAGCUACUUCAACCUAUCACAAAGUCAGCAAGACUCUCGUCGUGGUACAGGCCAGCGAAGCGAUAGUGGCGGCAGCGAAUCCUUGACUCAGAUGAUGAGUCACUUUUCCCUGAACGAUUUACAGUCAUCGCAUGCGACUGUGCGAUCACCUCAAGAUGAUGUUAGCGAAGGUGAUUCUGGCGUUCCAUCUGACCUGGCCCCCCUCAGUCAGACGAAUAGUGCAAGCGGCGAAGUGAGCAGAAACACACCACCACAACCCAACAUGAUGCCUCCCCAGAUGGCUCUAUUCGAUCCAGAAGACUCUGAUCGAAGGUUUGUGGGUACCCCAGACUACCUUGCUCCGGAAACCAUCAAGGGGGGAAAGCAGGAUGAGUCGAGUGAUUGGUGGUCGGUUGGCUGCAUCCUCUUCGAAUUCCUGUAUGGCUACCCUCCCUUCCAUGCCAGCGAGGCUGAGACUGUCUUCGACAAUAUCCUGGCGCGCAAGAUCAUGUGGCCAGACGAAGCAGACGAUUAUGUUUCGCCGGAAGCGAAGGACUUGAUGAACAAGCUGCUUUGUAUCGACCCCCAGCAGCGUCUCGGUGCGAAUCGCGAGGAGAAGUUCUCUUCAGGCGGAGCUGAAAUCAAGAGUCAUCCGUGGUUCUGUGACAUCACUUGGGACACUUUGUUGCAGGACGAGGCACAAUUCGUCCCGCAGCUCGAAAAUCCCGAGGACACCGAGUAUUUUGAUACUCGUGGAGCCACGCUACAAUCCUUCACGGAGGAGAUUGAGGAUCAGUUGUCACCACCUUCAGCAGGCACGCCCGACUAUCCAGACCGCCCUCACGACGCCUUGUCUCGUGUCAGGUCACAGCUGCAUGUCACACAGAUGAAGCGAGGUCUUAUGCCGCUCCACAUACCACCUCAUAUUCGCGAUCUUAAGAGUCGCCGCCUUAGUGAGCCGGUGGCUUCUGACGACUUCGGCUCAUUCGCAUUCAAGAAUCUCACUGUGCUCGAAAAGGCAAACAAGGACGUCAUUCAACAGCUGAAGGCUCAAGCAAUGGCAGCUCAAAACAGGGCUGGCACAAGUCCAGGUGGUCUCAACUCUGCAACUUCGCCGCUUCCCCCUGCUGAAGGCAGCCCGAUUUUGCCGAAUCCGAUACCGAAGAAUGUAGCGGCGGCGAAAGCCUCGGCGUCGCAACGGCCGUCUUCGCCCUCUGGAUUGGGCAAUCCCUCUCCAAGCCGUGCGUCACAGCCGUCAUCACCUCUUCUAGUGUCAUUCCACGCAGGACCAGGCCACGAAGGGCGACGCAAAGCAUCAAGCAACUCUUCGAGCCUCUCUCAGCAGUCUGGGCCCUCAAGCUUGCAACCUGGUAGUUUCUUCGAUAUACCUAGAACAACACCAAGCCUGCAGAAAUCCACUAGCGCCGCAGCUGCCUCACCUAUGAAAGGCAAAGGAGCACCGCCACCUCUUGCUCUAUCGCCUCAGAAGACUUUUGGCACCCCCAGACAAGCGAGUGGCUCGUCGACCAGGUCUCGCUCAUUAACUGUUGGCUCACAAGAUGGCAGUCCUGUGGCGUCAGACCUCUUAGCGCAUCAUCGGAAUCGAAGAAGCCAGGUCUUUGACAUGUCACCAUCUUCGUCUGACAACGAAGGGGAGAGAGCUAGUGCCUUGCUUAAGGUACAGAGACGCCGCCAAUCUUCCCGUCGCAUGUCAGCCAUCAUGCUAGACAGUCCUUCAUUCCGAUCUCUGGACGUCCUGAUCUGCGAGGACCAUCCUGUGUCUCGUAUGGUUAUGGAGAAGCUCCUCGAAAAGCUUAGGUGCCGGACCAUCUCUGCUGUUUCUGGAUCUGACGCUAUCCGCUACGCUCUCAGUGAGAUCAAAUUCGACAUAAUAUUCACCGAGUUCAAGCUCCCUGAGAUUAGUGGUACCGAUGUCGCUCGAAUGGUCCGCGAAGUCAAGAACGUCAAUUCCCACACUCCUAUCGUUGCGAUCACUGCGUAUCUCAAGGAAUUACAGGCGCCGCAUUACUUCGACUCUCUCAUCGAGAAGCCAAUCAGUUCUUCCAAACUCAUUGAGGUUUUAUCUAACUUGUGUCAGUGGAAGGCUCCGACGCCUGGGCAAGCAGCUGCUCCAAUUGCAAGUCGCGUCUCGUCCGUCGGGAAGCAGGACUCGGAGCAUCUUCAGGAUAGCCCUGUGUCUGGCUCAUCUGCCUACACUCGUGGUCUUGGCGGGAGCAGUUUCAGAGGCUCCAGUCGAGGUGAUUCCAUCAGCUCCAGUCUGUUUGGCGACUCAGAGUCAGCCACCACAGAUGACAUCCCGAUAAUCAUCAGUCGCAAAACUACCAAUGAGUGGGACGAUAGUGGCUUAGGCAUCAGCCCAGAUGGAUCAACAGGUCAUCCGGCACACCUCAUCAGCCAGCAAUCCGCCCCUCCCCAGAUGGAAGGGAGCGGCACACCGAGCCCUGCACGGUCAAUUGACAGGCUCAAGCCAAGACGGGACACCUCCGACAAGAAGCGAGCUGAAGGUACUGACUCCGCUGAUGACGAAGACGACGAGCUUGGAGCCGGGCGAGCGCGUGUUCGCCCGCGGUCUUUAUUGCCAAGUUCGAAGCUAGGCAUUGAGAUGAUGCGGGCAAAUAGCCACGACAGUGUGGCGGUCACUUCUGAGAGUGCCUCGGAGCCUGUUACGCAGGUGGUGACGCCCGCGAAGGAGGGCGAGGCUGCACCUGACUUCAAUGCUGCUGCCUUGCUGGCCCUGGGCGGUGGAAUGACAGUGACGCCACCGCAAGGCAUUUCGCCUGGCACGACUCCUAGGAUCGGUACUGAUGACAUCACACCCCGUCGAAACCCGAAGGCUAGCGAGGACGAUUCAAUGAAUGAGCCUACACCACGGCCUACGGUCAGGACUUCGGACACCGUUAUGCGCAGCAGGUCCCCAGCUUGA